Molecule: messenger RNA, 1080 nt
Organism: Rotaria sordida
Lineage: Eukaryota; Metazoa; Rotifera; Eurotatoria; Philodinida; Philodinidae
Source: the annotation of a GenBank genome assembly
AUGCAGUCAUUCGAUACAACAUUAGUCUCUAGUGACGCGAAUCAAUCUGAUCCAAUCGUUGACAGAAAAUCAUCUCACGAUUAUCGACGUUUAAUCAGGAAAGGCCGAUCGGUGUUCCAAACCAACGAUCUACUAUCAGUACCAGAAGAUCCUGAUAUAAUUAAUGUUGAAAAGUUAUUCGAAGUAGAACUGAUGAAAACAAAAAAAUUGAAGGAUGACAAAAAUCUUCAUUAUCAAGAUCGUAUUACUAUCAAUGUAAGUGGACUUCAUUUUGAAACAUUGAAAUCGACAUUGGCAUUCUAUCCGGAUACACUUUUGGGUAAUGAAGAACGACGAAAACUUUUCUAUGAUCCAAUACAUCAUGAAUAUUUUUUUGAUCGUCAUCGAGCCUGUUUCGAUGCAAUUCUUUAUUUUUAUCAAUCAAAUGGACGAUUACGUCGACCAAAAUUUCGUGAAGAAGCUCUUGCUCAAAUACGAAAAGACGAAAAUUUGAAAGAAUUACGUAAAAUUUCUUUACCACGGAGCCCUUUUGGUCGUUAUUUAUGGGCUACUUUAGAACAUCCAGAAUUUUCAUUUAUAGCAAAAUUUAUUCAAAUUCUUUCGGUGUUUAUUAUUUUAUUAUCUACUAUGGCUUUGGCUGUUGAAACAUUACCUAAAUAUAAGAAUUUAAGCAGUGAAAUAUGCAGCUCUGAUACUAGUGAAGGAAAUUCAAUAACAAUCGGUCAGGCAAAUAGUACUGAUCAAUCAUCAAUAGCGAAAUCUAAUUGCCAUACCUACUUUUCAUCACCAUUUACUGUUAUUCAAACGGUAUGUGUGAUUUAUUUUACAUUGGAAUUGAUUUUACGUAUGAUAAGUAUGCCAUCAUUAUGUGGUUUUAUCAAAGAUUUAAUGAAUUGGAUUGAUAUUCUGGCCAUUUUGCCAUAUUACAUUGGCCUAGCAAUAUUUUUUAGUAAUGGAGGAUCUAAUGGUCAUUCAAAUGCUCAAGCUGCAUUGCAACUAUUACGUAUUCUUCGUUUUGUACGUGUGUUUAAAUUCUAUCGAGUAUUUCGAAAUAUUAAAGCAAUACGACAGUCCUCUUGA